AGACACACACAGCCAAGCGUAGGAUAAUCACUCCCUAAUUUAGGUAUAUCACUCACAAGAGCUUCACAGAAUGAGUUACCCACUAUCGAGAGGGAUUUUUGCGCUACGCUUGUUUGUUGUAAGUUUCGGGUGAGGAGUGAGAGGCUCCACAAGUGUGGUGUGGAGUGGUGGGCGUGGGUGGUGGUGGUUGGUGGGGUGCGCGCCGCUAACCACCUUCAGUGUGCAGUGCGCUGGCCUUAGUUGCGGAACUUCGCUGCCCUUCUUCCGUGCCGUGUGUGUGAGUGUGGUGUAGUGUGGUACAGUUGUGGCGCUGCCACUGUGGUGUGUGGUGGAGGUCGGCAGGACCGUAUAGCGUGGUCGGUGAGGAGUGGUAGCCGACACCGCAACCAUGGGCUGUGCCAUGUCUGCGGAGGAGCGCGCCGCGCAGGCCCGCAGCAAACAGAUCGAGAAGAACUUGAAGGAGGACGGCAUCCAGGCAGCGAAAGACAUCAAACUGCUGCUGCUGGGCGCGGGAGAAUCCGGCAAGAGCACCAUCGUAAAACAGAUGAAGAUCAUCCACGAGUCCGGGUUCACGAGCGAGGACUUCAAGCAGUACCGGCCGGUGGUGUACUCCAACACCAUACAAUCCCUGGUGGCCAUCCUGCGGGCCAUGCCCAACCUGGGCAUCUCCUUCGGCAACAAUGAGAGGGAGCCGGAUGCCAAGAUGGUCUUUGACGUAAUCUCUCGGAUGGAAGACACGGAGCCCUUCUCUGAGGAGCUCCUGUCGGCGAUGAAGCGGCUGUGGGCCGACACGGGCGUCCAGGAGUGCUUCGGCCGCUCAAACGAGUACCAGUUGAACGACUCUGCUAAGUACUUCCUUGACGACCUUGACCGCCUGGGGGCCAAGGAAUACCAGCCCACCGAACAAGACAUUCUCCGGACCCGUGUCAAGACCACUGGCAUCGUCGAGGUUCACUUCUCCUUCAAAAAUCUCAACUUCAAACUGUUUGAUGUUGGAGGACAGCGCUCGGAACGUAAAAAAUGGAUUCAUUGUUUUGAGGAUGUUACAGCCAUCAUCUUCUGUGUAGCCAUGUCAGAAUAUGACCAAGUUUUACAUGAGGAUGAAACUACUAAUCGAAUGCAGGAGUCCUUGAAACUUUUUGAUUCUAUCUGCAACAACAAAUGGUUUGGGGACACCUCUAUCAUCCUUUUUCUCAACAAGAAAGAUUUAUUUGAAGAAAAGAUCAAGAGGUCACCGUUAACUAUUUGCUUCCCUGAAUAUACUGGGUCUAUGGAAUACACUGAAGCAUCAGCAUACAUCCAAGCCCAAUUUGAAGCAAAAAACAAAUCGACAAACAAAGAAAUUUAUUGCCACAUGACAUGUGCUACUGAUACCACUAACAUCCAGUUUGUGUUUGAUGCAGUGACAGAUGUAAUAAUUGCUAACAAUCUCCGUGGUUGUGGUUUGUACUGAUGUGUUCAUUGUGAGAAUCAUCCAGGAUCUCUGAAUUUGUGGCUAUUUGUUGAUUGUAUUGGCUUCAUAACUCCAGUUUAGGGUAUUGUUUGGGGGAAUAAUAUUUUGUAAUUAUUUUGAGCAAGAUCAAUGUUACUCUAGCACAGGUCGUGGUGAGCUAAGCUGAGUAUGUAGGAUCCAUGUUUUUAAGAAAUUAGGUUAUUGAGCAAAAAGAUACAAGGUGGACAAGUUUUUGCACAUUUCUAAUAUUUUGAUAAGGCCUAUGUUCUAUGUUUUAAAUAGGAAAAUAGGCUCUAUUGAAACGCUGCAAUGAUUACUUGUAAACAGAUCUUGUGACAGCUUUUAUGCUGAUAAAAGUAACAAAUAAAUUCAUCGAAUUUAACAUUUGUUGAACUUCGGGUACGUUCUUACCCAUCACAUUUCCCACUUUGAAAUGCUGUAAUUUUUAAUUUAAAUGUUUAACAAAACUGAUAAUGUCAGCAGAAAUUUAAAUAUUAAACAAAUAUAAAUUUACAUAUUGUAUUAGACAUUAGACAUAUUUUUUAAAUGAUUGUUCAUGAGAACCAUGAUAACAUGGAAAUUCUUUUAGUGUAAAAUAUACGUAUACAAAAAUAGAGUACUAUAUAGGUCUCAUAAUUGGCAUUUGUACUCUAGAUUUAUUACAUAUAAUGUAGUCCAAUUGGUUAAGAAUUCCAUUUACAGUACAUUUCUUGACUUUCUCUGUAUAAAGUAGCAUAUCAAGUACUGUACAGUACAUUUUACGAAGACCUUAUGGUGAGAUAUCAAUUUUUUUGACGACUUUUAUGAUGCAAUUUUUCUGUGUAAUGACAAAUACUAACUCGAGCUCAAAGGGAGAAGCUAAAGAUUUGCUGUUAGUCUUAUCUGGAUCUUGCAAUUAUCUAUUGUUUUAUCUGGAUGUAACAAUUAUCUAUUGUCUUAUCUGGAUCUUGCAAUUAUCUAUUGUCUUAUCUGGAUCUAACAAUUAUCUAUUGUCCUACCUGGAUCUUACAAUUAUAUAUUGUUAUAUAUAUGUUUGGCUUAUAAAAUCAUGAGCCUUAUAAGUAUAUAAUAAGUUUUAGCAAGUGCUAGUCAUUGUUUUUAAAUAUUGAGACAUAGUGUGACUAAAGAGAAAUAUCAAAUUAAAAAACAUUUAUUGCCCAGUUUUAACCAUAAUAGUUACUGUACAGAAAAAUGUACAAUGUUUCAGUUGAUAUAGGCACCACAUAAUUAAAUAUUUUAUGUUUUUUAAUCUUUUCUUGGAAGAUAUGAUUAUAGAUAAUUGUAAUUUUCGGGACAGACAUACAAAGUGUGAUAACAAAUAUUCAAUAUAAUAUAAGUAUAUACAGUAAUAACAAAAAUAAAGAAGCAAAUACUCA
Messenger RNA from Procambarus clarkii (red swamp crayfish), 2829 nucleotides. RefSeq names its product G protein alpha o subunit (gene Galphao). Gene Ontology annotation, biological process: adenylate cyclase-modulating G protein-coupled receptor signaling pathway. Gene Ontology annotation, molecular function: GTPase activity; G-protein beta/gamma-subunit complex binding; G protein-coupled receptor binding. The record is from RefSeq and is a predicted model, not a curated record. Gene Ontology annotation, cellular component: heterotrimeric G-protein complex. NCBI's taxonomy places the organism in Eukaryota, Metazoa, Arthropoda, Malacostraca, Decapoda, Cambaridae.